GAAACUUCAAAUCCUUCGCCUCCCUUCCCUAAUAUAUAUAUCACACUCCAUAAUUCAACCAAUCCAACGCAAGACACCAAGCAAAAUUCGACACAAUUCCGAUUCUGAUUCCGAUUCCGAUUCCGAUUCCGAUUCCGAUUCGUCAAAAAAUGGAUUUGAGGCUAGUAGGUAUGGACGCCCCAAUCUUCCACACUCUCCAGCACAUGAUGGACGUCGCUGCCGCAGCCGAAGCCGCCGACGCAGCUGCCACCGACAAGUACGUGAACGCACCGUCGCGCAACUACGUCCGCGAUGCCAAGGCCAUGGCGGCGACACCUGCGGACGUGAAGGAGUACCCGAACUCGUAUGUGUUCAUAAUCGACAUGCCUGGGCUGAAGUCAGGGGACAUUAAGGUACAGGUGGAGGACGACAAUGUGCUUGUUAUCAGCGGAGAGAGGAAGCGAGAGGAGGAGAAAGAGGGGGCUAAGUAUGUGAGGAUGGAGAGGAGGGUUGGGAAGUUGAUGAGGAAGUUUGUGUUGCCUGAGAAUGCUAAUACUGAUGACAUCUCUGCUGUUUGUCAGGACGGUGUGCUGACUGUGACUGUAGAGAAGUUGCCUCCUCCUCAGCCCAAGAAGCCCAAGACAAUCGAGGUCAAGAUCGCUUGAGAAUUCAUCACCUCUUAUCUUAUCUACUACUGAAUUUAAUGCCCCGAGUAUUUGUGUUUUUUUU
Molecule: messenger RNA, 708 nt
Organism: Camellia sinensis
Lineage: Eukaryota; Viridiplantae; Streptophyta; Magnoliopsida; Ericales; Theaceae
Product: 17.3 kDa class II heat shock protein
Source: RefSeq, a predicted model, not a curated record